CAACAGUGCACCCAGUCACACCACACGGUCCACAAAGCAGACACUCUGCAAGCUACUCACUCACAGAGAGCAACGCCUGCAUCUUCCCCCCACAUCGCAUCCACAUCUGUCCCUCGCGGCGUGCGCCACCGACCACUUGGGCAUACCAUCACCCCCCUCUCCCCAAAAGUCGGAACACCCAACCCCCACCUCCGUCGUCAUGACUUUUGGCUUCUCGCACAAGCCGCUCGUCCAGCUCGCCGGCAGCGCAAUCACCUCGUUCUACCGCAAGAUCGAGGUAUAUGGCGCCGAGAAUGUGCCCGACGAGGGCCCGAUCAUCUUCGCGUGCACCCACACCAACAUGGCUAUUGACCCUGCGAUCCUGUCCAACACGAUCCCCCACAAGCAUCGCCUCCACUACUGGGUCAAGGACUCGCUGUUCAAGAACCCGGCCAUGAAGGCCAUGCUCACGAAUGCGGGCAACAUCCCGGUCGACCGCAAGACCAAGAACAACCAGCUCUUGUUCCGCGGAACAUUUGAGGCCCUCGCCCAGGACGAGUGCAUCGGAGUGUUCCCAGAAGGAACAUCACAUACCGAGCCCCACCUCAUCCCCCUCAAGGACGGCACGUCGUGGACCGCCCUCGAGUACCUCGUCUACCUCAAUGGUUCGCCUGAGACCGGCGGCCCCCACAAGGGCAAGCCGGCUAUCAUUGUGCCUGUUGGUAUCGCAUACUGCGACAAGACAAAGUACCGGAGCCGCCUUGCUGUCACCUAUGGCCCGGCCCUCUCGAUGGACGCGUACCGGGAGGAGUUCUUGAGCACGCAGGAGGGCGCCAGCAAGUCUGCUGUUAAGCGCCUCACUGCCGACACCGCCCUGGAGCUGCACAAGAUGACGGUCAACGCGCCCGACUGGGACACUGCGUUCGCCGCGCAGAUGGCCCGCCAGCUGCUGUGGAAGUAUGAGGAUGACCUCGCGCUGGCCGACUAUGUCGACGUCGCACAAACCCUCGUCGAUCUCUUCUCGACAAAGGACAACGACCGCAUCGACCGGCUCAAGGGCUUGCUGGUUACCUACCGUGACCUGUUGUUCUCGUCCAGACUGUCAAACUAUGACCUCACCGACCUGCCCCUGCCCAAGUCGCUGGACCCAUCGCGCCCCACGCCUCUUCCUGGACGAUUGAGAACCCUCGCCAUUCUCAUCAAGGACACAAUUGUCUGCCUGUUCCAGUUCCCGCUGUUCAUCGCCCCAUUUAUCUUCAACCUGCCCAUCUACGCCAUCGGCAUCUGGGGCGCCAGCCUCGCAGAGGACGAGAUCGAGUCGCAGGCGCAGAACAAGAUCUUCCUGGGUCUUUUCCUCAGCUUUUUGACCUUCCCCAUUGCCUUCUUCAUCUUCUUCUACCUCUUCUGGUCGGUUCCGUUCGGGUUUGUGUUUGCAGCUGGCUCUGUCUGGCUCCUGUCGCGGUACCACGCUGCGUUGAUCGACUCCAACUACAAUGCGCUCAAGAAGCUUAUUGCCGCAUGGCGAGUUCUUGUCGGCGUGUGGCUCGGCCCUGGUGUUGAGAUGUCGCUCAACAAGUUUGUGGACAGCGCCGCCUCGUUUGCGCCCAACCCUCCGGCUGUGGCUGGCCUCCCGCCGGGAACACCCAAGGAGAAGUACACCAAGCCCCAGCACCUGCCAUCGCGCGUGCUUGUGCGCCACGUUCUCCGCACGCGUGUGCAGGCUGCACGCGAGCUGUCGGACGUGCUGCUCGAGCUCGAGGACCAGGAUGCGCGCCUCAAGGCAAAGUACUGGCUUGCGGAGCGGUACGGCGGCGAGGUGACCAACAUCGACCACACGGACAAUGUGCCCGAGUAUGAGCGCCACUGGCCCCAGCGCGUGCGUGGUGCCCGCGAGGUUAUCGCCUUCCUCCGUGGUCGCGGUGCGCGCUUCGCCUCUGCUGGGCGGGAAGAGCACUGGGCUGCCGCGUCGAGCGGCGACGAGGGGGACGGCAAGAACGGCAAGACAGAGUAGAAGCAGCAGCAGCAGGAGCAGAGUAGAAGCAGCAGCAGCAGGAGCAGCAGCAG
This is a messenger RNA of Vanrija pseudolonga, 2043 nucleotides long. RefSeq names its product Glycerol-3-phosphate O-acyltransferase 2 (gene GPT2). NCBI's taxonomy places the organism in Eukaryota, Fungi, Basidiomycota, Tremellomycetes, Trichosporonales, Trichosporonaceae. The transcript is spliced from 8 exons. The record is from RefSeq and is a predicted model, not a curated record. Gene Ontology annotation, molecular function: glycerol-3-phosphate O-acyltransferase activity; glycerone-phosphate O-acyltransferase activity. Gene Ontology annotation, biological process: phospholipid biosynthetic process. Bases 200 to 1990 code for a protein of 596 amino acids.